Molecule: messenger RNA, 1708 nt
Organism: Striga asiatica
Lineage: Eukaryota; Viridiplantae; Streptophyta; Magnoliopsida; Lamiales; Orobanchaceae
Source: the annotation of a GenBank genome assembly
AUGGGCAAGGAAAAGGUUCACAUCAACAUUGUGGUUAUUGGCCAUGUGGACUCUGGGAAGUCAACCACAACUGGUCACUUGAUCUACAAGCUUGGUGGCAUUGACAAGCGUGUGAUUGAGAGGUUUGAGAAGGAGGCUGCUGAGAUGAACAAGAGGUCAUUCAAGUAUGCCUGGGUGCUCGACAAGCUCAAGGCCGAGCGUGAACGUGGCAUCACAAUUGAUAUUGCUCUCUGGAAAUUCGAAACCACCAAGUACUACUGCACUGUCAUUGAUGCCCCCGGACACCGUGACUUUAUCAAGAACAUGAUUACUGGUACCUCUCAGGCUGACUGUGCUGUUCUCAUCAUCGAUUCCACAACUGGUGGUUUUGAAGCUGGUAUUUCCAAGGAUGGUCAGACACGUGAGCAUGCUUUGCUUGCUUUCACUCUUGGAAUGGAUGCCACCACUCCCAAAUACUCCAAGGCUAGGUAUGACGAAAUCGUGAAGGAAGUCUCUUCAUACCUCAAGAAGGUUGGGUACAACCCCGACAAAAUUCCUUUUGUGCCCAUUUCUGGUUUCGAAGGUGACAACAUGAUUGAGAGAUCCACAAACCUGGACUGGUACAAGGGCCCGACUCUCUUGGAAGCUCUUGACUUGAUUAACGAGCCCAAGAGGCCAUCAGACAAGCCUCUUCGCCUUCCCCUUCAGGACGUCUACAAGAUUGGUGGUAUUGGAACUGUCCCAGUUGGCCGUGUAGAGACGGGUAUUCUGAAGCCUGGUAUGGUGGUGACUUUCGGCCCUUCUGGUCUGACCACUGAAGUUAAAUCUGUUGAGAUGCACCACGAGGCAAUGCAGGAAGCUCUCCCAGGUGAUAAUGUCGGGUUCAACGUGAAGAAUGUUGCUGUUAAGGAUCUCAAGCGCGGUUAUGUUGCCUCGAACUCGAAGGAAGAUCCGGCUAAGGAAGCUGCUAACUUUACCUCUCAGGUGAUUAUCAUGAAUCACCCUGGACAGAUUGGACAGGGAUAUGCACCGGUGCUCGACUGCCACACUUCUCACAUUGCUGUCAAGUUUGCUGAACUUGUGACCAAGAUUGACAGGCGAUCGGGUAAGGAGCUCGAGAAGGAGCCCAAGUUCUUGAAAAAUGGAGAUGCUGGGUUUGUCAAGAUGAUUCCAACUAAGCCGAUGGUGGUUGAGACCUUUGCCGAGUACCCGCCACUUGGACGAUUUGCUGUUCGUGACAUGAGGCAGACUGUAGCUGUUGGUGUGAUCAAGAGUGUUGAGAAGAAGGAUGCUUCGGGUGCUAAGGUCACAAAGGCUGCAGCUAAGAAGGGUGCCAAGUGAAUGGUGCAGAUUGUUAUGAUAUCUUGUUAUGGAGAUAUUGAACUCUAUUACUACCUUGAUGAAAUUUGUUGGGAGGCUUUUGUUUUCGUGAUUUUUGCUUUGCUAGACUGUUUUUUUCUUCUCUUGUACUGUUUAUUGGCUUGUGUGUUGAGUGCUUGGUCGUCCCAGGAUUGGGUGCUUGAUAGGCGGUGGCAGUGUUUGGGUCAUGGUGUUGUUUUUGUGUUUUUCUCUGUUUUUUGAGGUGCCUCAACUCUGCUGGGGCGGCUCGAGAGUUUUGUCGUGUUUUCUUGGAGUAAUGAAAGUUGUUUGGCUAUGAAGUUGAACUUUAUUGUGAUUUUUGUUAUACAGGUGCAUGGUUACUUGAUUAACUUUACAGCUUCGACCCUUG